GCAACACGGAUAUAAAGACCGAAUUCCGCGCCGUAUUUUCUGUCUCGGAAAAGGCGAUUUCUAGCAAACGCUUUGAAAAAAAAUCACUUUUGAAAAUGGAAAAUUCCGUCUGGUGAAGAUAUAUUAAUCUAGGGGAUUGGUUAAAGCCAAAACUGUCGACAUGUCUGUGCGCAAGUUAGACGACCUUCAUAAUGGAGACUCUGAGGCAACUCCUGUCUCGAGUCAGAAAAGGAGGAGGACAUCUUAUUCGGACAGCUCCUACCUCACUGAAAUGAAGAUGACACAGGAAAGUGCUUCAUGUGGGAUAUUAGAGCGUGUCAUUGUUAAAAACUUCAUGUGCCAUGACCAUCUCGAAUUUACAUUCUCCCCAAAUAUCAACUUUGUCCAGGGUCGGAAUGGCAGUGGGAAGAGUGCUAUUCUGACAGCAGUAGUAGUUGGUUUAGGUGGGAAUGUGAGAGCAACAAAUCGUGGCAACAGCAUGAAAGAACUUGUGAAGUAUGGAAAAUAUACAGCCACAAUUGACAUCCACAUCAAGAAUGUGGGCAGGGAUGCCUAUAAACAUGAUAUCUAUGGUGACUGCAUUAUUGUGGAACGAAAGAUUAUGUCAUCUGGAGGUGGAAGUUACAGGAUUAAAGCUAAGAAUGGGACAGUGGUGUCAACGAAAAAGGACGAGAUUGUGCGCAUGUUAGACCAUUUCAACUUGCAAAUAGAAAACCCAGUAACUGUAUUGAAUCAAGAUAUGUCACGUUCAUUUCUCAAUUCUACGGAUCCUCAUGAUUUAUACAAAUUUUUCUUGGAGGCCACUCAGCUGCAACAGAUGAGAGAUAAUUACACUUACCUACAAGAAGCCCUAAGAUCAUCUUUAGCAACUAUAGAAGGCAGGAAAGAGGAUCUCCCUUAUUUAAAGAAAGAAGUAGAAGAGCAGCGUUCUCGUUAUGAAUUUAGCAAGUCUCUUGCUGACAAGCGGAACAAACUUCGGGAAUUAAGACGUGAAUUGAUGUGGGCUGUGGUACGUGAAGCAGAAAAAGAAGAAGAAGCUACAGUGCAAAAGCUAGAGGCCCAUGAAGCAUUAUGUAAUAAAUUGCAAGAAAAGAUAACAUCCUAUCAAACUAACUUUGAAGAGGAGCAGCAACAGCACAAAGCACUUCAAGAAGAACUGGCCAACCGCACAAACCAGCUCUCCAAUCAAGCCAAAGAGACAAAGGCAGCCAAUGAGCAGAUGGUAAAGGCUAAGGCAAUGCUGAAGGACCAGCAAAUGCAGGCUGCCACAGCUGAAAAGAAGGUCAAGAGCAUUCAAAAGGAGAUCUCUGAGUUGAAGGAAGCCAUAGAGAAGGAUAACAGUGCAGCACAAAAUAACUGGGCAGCUCAACGUGCAGCAAGGUUGGAGAAAAUAGAGAACUUUAAAAAGGAAAUGCUGGAAAUACACCAAAGUAUGAAGACAGAGGACACCCAUCACAGCAACAUCACUAAUACAAUGGAACAUAAGAAGGCAGAGCAGAAGCAGUUCUUCUUGGAAGAGAAGGCAAUCCGAACCAAAUGCUCUAGAUUAGAAAAGGAACUGACGGAACUCCGUGGCCAGCAGAGUAAUGUUUUUACUGUUUAUGGACCGUGGGUUCCAGAGGUGUUGAAGCAAAUUGAUAUUGCACACAAAAAGGGAAUGUUCUCAGCAAAACCUGUUGGACCACUUGGUGCCUUUAUCAAGCUACGUGAUCAGCAAUGGGGCCAUGUAGCAGAAGCCAUUAUAGCAAACAGAAUCAAUAGCUUCUGUGUAAAUAAUCAGAAGGAUUGUCUUGUUCUCAAGCAGAUUCUGAGCAGAGUUAACUUUCAUGGAGCCCCAAAACCUAUCAUCACUGUUUCAAGAUUUAGAGAAAGAGUCCAUGAUGUAUCACAAUUUGAGGUGCAAUCAGACAGAUACCCAUCUCUCUGGUCAGUAUUAAAUGUGAGUGAUACUGUUGUAGCAAACACGCUCAUAGAUCAGAUGCAAGUGGAAUCCACCUUACUUAUUCCAACAGCACAAGAAGCUGGACGACUUCUAAAAGAUCAGAGAACCGUACCAAAAAAUUGCAAAGUUGCUUACACUCUCAAUAGAGAUAUUUACCACCCUGAUCCAAACUAUCGGAUCUAUUCAGGAAGAGGGCAACAACCAGCUCGUUAUCUGCAGGUCUCAGUUGAACAGAAAAUCAGUGACCUUCAAGCUGAAAUUGAAAGUACGCGGGAAGAAUUAAAGACACAUUCACGCAAGGCACAAGAAUAUCAGGCCGAGAUGAAAGAACUUGAGAAUGAGAUUCACAUAUCAAACAGAAAGUUGCAGAAGGAUAAGGUAAAGAUUGCACAGCUUCGAGGACAGGUUAGAGUGCUCCAGGACCAAGAGGAACCAGCUCCUCCUGAUGUAUCUCAGUUGGAAGAAGACAUCAGGCAACAGGAGGUUUUACUAGAAAGUGCUCAAACUCAUGCUGAAGAACUUAAAAAUUUAGUAAUUGAAAGUAAAGAGAAAUAUCAAGAAGCCUCCUCCAAAUAUGAAAUACUAAGACAAGAGCAGCAUAAGUUUCUACAAGAAGCAGAAAACAUUAAGAAAAAUGUGAGUCAGUGUGAACAACGGACAAACAGGCUACUUCAGGCUUUAGAAGGUUACAAAAAGAAAAAGAAAGAGACGCAGACCAGAAAAAAAGAUUUUGAGGCAGAAUUAAAAGAAGCAAGAGAGAACCGCGAAAAGGAAUCAGAAAGAGCCAAGAAUUUUGAACCUCGUUUUGAAACAACCCGGAGUGCUAAAGAUGUAAAUAGUCAGUACAAAGCUCUUGAAGCAAGAUUAAGCAAAGAGGAAGCUGAAAGAGGUGACCCAGUAGAAAUAGCGCAGAAGUACAAGGAAGUCCAACAGAGGUACUCAGGCAUCAUCAAAGCACUAGAGGGACAUUCCAAUCUUUUAGAGCUUAUACAGCAGAGUCUCGAGAAAAGACAACAAGAAUAUGGAUGUUUCCGGCGAUUUACAUCCAUAAUGAUAAAAUCAUACUUCAGAAAUAGGCUAAGUUUUCGCAAUCUUCAUGGAUCAUUACACUUCGACUUUGAAAAGGAAAUCCUAACAAUGAGGGUUGUCAAGUCAGGAAGUAAAGGUGAUCAUGAUACAGUUAGUGAGCUACACAAAAACAAAAAGAGUGAGAAAGGUGCACAGCAGACAUUAGCCAUGAUGUCAGGAGGAGAACGGUCCUUCUGCACUGUGUCAUUCAUCCUGGCUCUCUGGGAAGUUAUGGACUCGCCAAUAAGAAUUCUUGAUGAAUUUGAUGUUUUUAUGGAUAUCGUAGCAAGAAAGCAAAGUAUGGACAUGAUGAUUGAUAUUGCAGAUUCCAAGACUCAGUACAUUUACCUUACACCAUUGGAACUCAAUAAGGCAGAACAUCCAAAUGUUAAUAUAUACAGGAUGCCUGAUCCAGAAAGAAGAGAGGAAGAUUAGAAAACAAAUUCAUCACUUUGAUGAGAAAGGUUGUCUGUGCAGAUAAUCAUCAUUACAAUGAGAUUCAGUGUUAAAAGAUCACCAUCAAUAGAAUGAUGUGAAUGGCAAAGACAAAAUAUGUGGUUCAAAUGACUAGUAUAAUAUAUGUGCGUAUUUAUGUAUGCACAUACAUAGUACGUAACAUACUUCUUGCCCCAUUUUCUUUCUUUCCACUGGGAUUUAUGCUCUAACAAAGGAUCAAGAAGAAAAUUUCCUAACCAAGUACUUCCAAAGUCAGUAGACUUAUUAAUUCUUAGCAUUUUGGUUUUGUUAUAACUUUUGACAUUAUUAGUAUUACUAUUGAUUUUAAUAUUAUGUUUUAAUCAUAUUAGAAUACUGUCAUAACUAGAGAAAAUGAAAUGAAAGUGGAAGGGAUCAUGAAUAAUUUAAUUUUUAUAUUUUUGUUAGAACAUUAAAUUGACACAUUAAUGGUUAGAAAUUGUAAUGUAAUAAGGUACAUGUUUCAUCUAUGUAGUUUGCUUAUAUUUUCCAUUCACAACAGUUUCUGUAAUUUGUAAUUUAACUUAGAUUUUAGUCAGAAGUAUGUUGCUGUUAAGCUUGUACAUUUAUUAUAUAUUGAUUCUGAAUUUUGCCUGUUUAUCAUUUUUUUAUGAAAAAGUAGGAGAAAUAUAAAUAUGAUUAAGUUAAAAGACUUGAAUCUGUACUUUGCUCAAACAUUAUUUUGUAUUCAUUUUUUUUUUUUUUUUUUUUUUUUUUUACAAAAUUCACCAACCAUUCAACCAUGUAUUUGUAAAUCUUUAUAGAUACUCAAGUGGAAAAAAGUUUGAAAAUAAUUGGAUAAAACCAACUCAAGAACAUGGUAACCUAUGCAAUCCCUCUCCUACCCCAGUUUAUAUACCUAAAUCUGUAUGUUCAAGAACUGUGGCCUUACUUUAUAUCUAAAAAUGUCUAAAAUUUAUAUGCUUGAAACAUUGCUUGAUAUAGACUUGUAUGAAUAUUAUACCCUUGGGAGGGAUAACAGUUGUAAUUAAAUCAUCACUUAUUUACUGUUGUUAGUCAUAGCUGGAGAAAUAUUUUAGACAAAGGGACAUAU
Molecule: messenger RNA, 4538 nt
Organism: Penaeus vannamei (Pacific white shrimp)
Lineage: Eukaryota; Metazoa; Arthropoda; Malacostraca; Decapoda; Penaeidae
Gene: SMC6
Product: Structural maintenance of chromosomes 6
Biological process (GO): double-strand break repair via homologous recombination
Cellular component (GO): nucleus; site of double-strand break; Smc5-Smc6 complex
Molecular function (GO): damaged DNA binding; single-stranded DNA binding
Source: RefSeq, a predicted model, not a curated record